Molecule: messenger RNA, 2774 nt
Organism: Physcomitrium patens
Lineage: Eukaryota; Viridiplantae; Streptophyta; Bryopsida; Funariales; Funariaceae
Product: BTB/POZ domain-containing protein At4g01160
Biological process (GO): response to red light
Cellular component (GO): nucleus
Molecular function (GO): protein binding
Source: RefSeq, a predicted model, not a curated record
CUCUCUCGUAUUCAUUCUUCAUCGCAUCGCAUCGCAUUUCGACUUGAGGGAGGGGUGGCCUCUUGAAUUCUUCUUCUUCUUCUACUUCUACUUUCGUUGUUAUUACUGUAUGUUGUUGUUGUUGUUGUUGUUGUUGGUACUGUGCGGUCCUGUUGUUGUUGUUGUUGUGGUGGUACCCAAUCUCGGGCUGCGCGGUGCGGUUGGGUGAGCGGAGGGCGAUGCGCGUGGUGGCGGAGGAUCUGGAGUUUCAAACAUGCAAGCGAUGCUGCUGCUGCGUGUCGCGCCCCUUCCAUCUGGUGCUCACAACCUCUGGAGGUUCCAAAUAUUUUGUGGGGGCUGCGUGUUGCAUCAGUGGUUGGAGGAAUUCCGGUGACGCUAAUGGAGAUGGGCGUAGUGUGAGCUUCGGGAUGAGGGGAUGAGGAGCUCGCUCUGAUUCGAUCCGCGUUCGAAGAGAAUUUUGUCUAUUCGUGAAUUUGGGGGAUCGCUGGUUUGGGAGGUGGCAGCAUGUGGUAAUUCAGUGUAGGUAUGACUGUACGAAGUGUGGGCUGGCUUCUGCGACGUGGUGUUGUAGCAAGAACAUUCAUGGUCGCAGUUGUAGGGUUUGGUGUGGUAAUUUAAGUAGGUUCAUGAAACUUAUAGAUAACUACUGGUGGCAACAGUCUGUAGUGCUUAAUUUACACCUGGUGAUGGCCACUCUGGUAUAAUCUCGGUGGAAAUGAGGCAUGAUAGAACCUGGGGAAGUAGCAAGAUGGUGACCUUUGACUUUGCGUAUAACAAUCCUGUAUUCUCUGACCGCGUACUUCACAUGGACGUGGCUCCUGUCGGGAAUGAGUUUUAUGAGGCUGUAGGAAAGAGCGAGGAACAGCAUAUCGAAAAGCUUUAUGUCAGCUCUGUCAUCCUGGCUGCUCAUUCCGAUUACUUUAUGAGGAUGUUUUCUAAUGGCAUGAGUGAGUCGAGCUCUGAAAAUGCCGUAGUGCACGUCAAUGAAGAAGAAAAAUUUGGGCUUCAGCAGCUCAUCCAGUAUAUGUACACAGGGCGAUUGUCAGAGCCAUUAGAUAUCGAAGCCACGGUCAUGCUCCUCCGUUUAGCAGAUCGGUUUGCUAUCUCGUCAUGCAUGGAGCCUCUAGCCAAAAUUUUGAAGCUGUUCCCAAACACGUUGAGUGACUGUCUACUUGUUUUGAGCCUGCCAGAGUCACUGAAAGCUGAUCGAUCGGUCCAACCUGUGGUGGAGCAUUACCGCAGCUACCUUGCUUCACAGUUUCAGGAUAUAUCGUCAAAGAAAGGAGACUUCUUAACUUUGUCGAUUGAGGGAGUGAAGGUGAUUCUUGACAGUGACGCCCUGAUGGUUUCCUACGAGGAAGAGGUGUUUCAAAUCUUGCUUGACUGGGUGGAUUCCAAUUGCCGAACUGCAGAGGAAAAGCAACGAGCAGCUGAGGAAGUUGCUGGUGUGAUUCGUUUCCCAUGGAUGACCGGCGACUUUCUCAUAGAUGUCGUGUCGACCAACCCUCAAAUGCAGACUGCAGCAUGCCAGGCGUUGCUAAUGGAGGCACUGAGGUUCAAGAGCUUCACCCACGCACGGCAACAGCAGAUGCUUUGGAAAAAGACCAAUCACAACCGAUACAGACCCCGGAAUAACACUAUACUGGAAAAUUUCUGGGGAAACUCCAAAACAUUCCAAGUGAAGCAGCCGGAUGGCAGUUGCCAAGUCUUGUUUGAGUUUCCACUAGAGCUCGUCAUAUGCAUAGGUCAAAGCUUUCAGUCCCGCACCUUUCGUCUCUGCGACAAGUAUGAAUUCUACCUCGAGGCCCGCCACGGCCAAGUGAAAACAAGCUACAAUCAACAGUUGACGUGUUUUGUGAACCUCGUGCUUCCCCCAAGAAAUGAUUCUGUAAGCUCAUGCGAAGAGGUUGAGGAUUUGAAGUUUGUAGAUUACACCAUAGCCAUGAAGAGGGAUUACUCUCAAAACUACGACACAAAAACUAGCGGGUCGUUUUGUUUAACUGGUGUAGAAUCUGCAGGAGCUUGCAUUCCCUUCACAGAUUUCUUCUCUGGUUGGGGUAUUGAACGUGGUUUCAAUGUGCCGAGGUGGAAUUUGACCAUAAAUGGACCUGUCUUCUUGAAGUUGGACUUGAAGUUGAGAGUCGAAGCGUUUGCAACUGACCUGGAUGGUCAGUUGCAGAGGCGUGAUGAAUCUUCUUCACUAGCUACUUCUCAUUUUGAGUUUCCACCACUGGGUCCAGGAACAACGGAUGCAAUUCCAUUUUGAGAAGGAUAGAGCUCCGAGCUCUGCAGGAAACCUUAUGCUGAAGAACGUCAAUUGAGUAUUGCCAGUAAUCGCGUGGCUCACAUCAGUCGAACAUACCAUUAUUAGCAGUUGUCGAUUCUCCCUAUUCUACCUGUACGACUGCAAGAGUGCUAGAAAUCACUCGAUGUUCAACGGGCACAGUUGAACCGCAUGAAAGUUUUUAACCCAGACUUCGGCGCAGUGUUUUCGUUCCUGGAAGAUUUAAGGCAACGUAAGUCAAAACUUUCAAUACUCAUUAACAACGCUGGAAUCAACAAUGUUGCUGAGAAAAGGAGGAAAAUGUGCAUUGUGGAUUGCGGAGAAUAAUGCAUUCCAAACGGUUUGAAAGUACUCAUUGUACAUUAGCUAUAAUAAAGGUGUACAAUUAGCCUACAUGUACAUUUUGUGCAUUUAUGUUUUCUUCUUGAAGUGUAGAUAUGGAGAAUCUUUUAAAAUAAAAAAAUAAAAUAAAAAUCUCAAGUUAAGUCCC